Stylonychia lemnae is the source of this 1644-nucleotide messenger RNA. The record is from the annotation of a GenBank genome assembly. Lineage: Eukaryota; Ciliophora; Spirotrichea; Sporadotrichida; Oxytrichidae.
AUGAGUUAAGCCGAAUUAGAAGAUGUCCAGCAAGAUGCUGACUUCGAUGAAUUGUGCAGCAAAAAUCAAUUAGUGCAGGUUAAAGGUACAAAAUCAACAUUCAGAUUUUUCACUGAUAGUGCUAUAUGUAUGGCAACAUAAGCUUCUGCAUUCUAAUGGUCAUUUUAAGAGAGUACAUCUUACUGGGAGCUGAACUCUAUUUAAAACUCUCUGUUUGGGGCCAAAGUUUAUAAAUGCAAUACAGUCUGGUGGUUCAAUCCUAAUUGGAUUGUAGAAAAAAUUCCACCAGGUGUCUAUCAUAUUUACAUAAGACAUGGAAAUACUGAAGUUUGGUCAGGAGAAUUCAAACUUUAUCAUUCCGAAGGCAUUAAUCGUCAAGAAGCUGCUUUUCAUGCAACUAAAGCAUUCAAAGAAGACAUUAAUUUCGGUUAAAAUUACAAUUAAGUUUUAAAUUCAUACGUAGCGACUUUAGAUCUUUCAGAGAGUGAGGGACUCUCGUGCAUUGGAAUGGAAAUAUUUUCAUAAUAAAACUGUAUUCAAAACUAUUUGAUUGAAGGAUCAAUUCUUGUCCCAGCUACUGAUCUGGAAAAUCCACCCAGUUUUUAUUUUCCUUUGAAAAUAGACAAUAACUUACAACUAGAUUACUCAAGAAAAGUUAAAGAAAUGGAAGUGAUAAGGCCAAGAAAAGUAAGAGAUGAAGCAUUGGAAUAAAAACUAGAUAAAGAAGAUGAUGAAUGGUAUCGUAAGGAACACAUUUCUAGAAGAAGGUAAUAAAUUGAAGAACAAAAAUUGAAUGGAACUUAUGUUGAGAACUAAGAAAAGUUUGAAAAUUUGGAAUAAGAAGAAGAUACUGAAGCUGAGAAAAGAAUAAAAAAGGCCUUUGUUGAAAUCUGGGAUAAAUAUGAUACCAAUCUAAAUGGAUAUCUUGAGUAUCCUGAGUUUAGAGAGUACACAAUAGAUAUCCAUAAAUUAAUCAAUGCUCCCAUUGACGAGCAAAAGAUAAUGCAAUAUUUUUUGCGUUCCGACCAUGAAAAUAGAAAGAAACUGAGCUAAAGAAAUAUUCAAUGGCUGAUUGAGUAGAUCGUUGAAUUACUUAAAUAGUAAGAGGCGAAACAAAAAGAGUGUCUGGAAAUUGGAGACUACUAAGAGCUCACAGCUAUGUUAUUGAAUAGAUAUAACUAGAUUUAAGGCAUCAAAGGUAAGGUUACUGGAGAAACUGAAGGCAACACUCAUGAAGAUGCAGACAAUAUUCUUAGCUCUUAAAGUAAAUGGUGUAUUACUGGUGCCUCAAAUGCUACAGCUAUUAUCAAUCUAGAUGAGGAAAUAUCGUUUAAUUGUUUAGGAUUGUUAAGUGCAAACGAUUGCCCUUACAGAGAUCCUGUUACUUUUGAGUUCUGGAUCUAUGAAAGUAAGAAGAAAGAAGAUGGUGAGGGUUCUGAUGAAAACUCUGAUGAAGAAUCUGAUGAUAAUAAUGAGAAAAACUUCAAGAGCUUAAUUAAAAUUGAAAAUCUUAAGUUUACGGAUAGAUAUUAGCCAAGGUUAUUUGAGCUAAGUGAUAAGGAACCUAUUAAAGGCAGUAAAUUCAAGCUUUACAUAGAAUCAAAUAGUUCAGAGCUGCAACUUAGCUAGAUUAUGUUCUAUUGA